This is a messenger RNA of Verticillium dahliae VdLs.17, 1518 nucleotides long. RefSeq lists its product as uncharacterized. Gene Ontology annotation, biological process: transmembrane transport. The record is from RefSeq and is a predicted model, not a curated record. Gene Ontology annotation, cellular component: membrane. NCBI's taxonomy places the organism in Eukaryota, Fungi, Ascomycota, Sordariomycetes, Glomerellales, Plectosphaerellaceae. The transcript has 2 exons. Bases 1 to 1518 code for a protein of 505 amino acids. Gene Ontology annotation, molecular function: transmembrane transporter activity.
AUGGAUUCUUCCCUCUUCAAGUCUCUCGUCGAGGUCGAGUCUCGUGAGGCCUCGGUCGCCGCUGCCUCGCCCAGCGACGGUUUCCCCCCUCCACCCCAGAAGGCUGUCCAACGAACGUAUCCCGGUGCCCCGUACCGGGGUGACGAGUCCAUCGAGCUCCAGAGGCUUCACACCGAGCAUGGUGUCAGCCGCCCGUCGUCUCGACCGGGAACACCACCCUCCUCACCGCCGGGCGGGAGCGAUCUCGAGAUGAGCCGCCCCGGCAGUCCUUCUCAAGAUGCGACCGACAUUACCGAGCCCCUUCAAAGCAUGUGGGAUCCCUACAUGAACCGAUGGCGGCUUCUGACUGCCUGUCUGAUGAACCUGGGCAACGGUCUCAAUGACAGUGCCCCGGGCGCCCUGAUUCCUUACAUGGAGAAGCACUACAACAUCGGAUACGCCGUCGUGUCGCUCAUUUUCGUGGGCAAUGCCUUGGGCUUCAUCUUUGCCGCUGUGUUCCUGGACGCUCUGCGCGCACGCAUGUCCCGCGCGCACCUGCUCGUAUUCGGCCAGGCCAUCCUCCUGGCGGCGUACAUCCCCCUCAUCGUCGGGGGCCCCUUCCCAGCCAUCAUCGUCGGCUUCUUCUUCCUGGGCUUCGCCAUGUCGAUCAACCUGGCCAUGAACAACAUCUUCUGCGGCUCCCUGCAGAACGCGACGACGGCCCUCGGUGCCAUGCACGGCAGCUACGGCAUCGGCGGCACGGUGGGCCCCAUCAUCGCGACGGCCAUUGCGACGUCCGGCAACCCGUGGUACCGAUUCUACCUGCUGCCGCUGUCGCUGGCGUUUGGCAACCUGUUCUUCGGCUGGUGGUCGUUUGCCAAGUUUGAGCGCGACCAGCCGCUGACGCUGCAGCCGACGCUCUCGGCGGCGGCGCUGGCCGCCAACUCGCAGUUCCUCUCCAUGUUCUACGCGCUGCGCAUGCGGCUCGUGCUGCUGGGCGCGCUCUUCAUCUUUGCCUACCAGGGCGCCGAGGUGUCCAUCUCGGGCUGGGUCAUCUCGUUCCUCAUCGCGACGCGCGACGUCGGCGACCCCGGCGCCGUCGGCUACGUCACGGCCGGCUUCUGGGCCGGCAUCACCCUCGGCCGCUUCCUGCUGAGCGCGCCGGCGCAGCGCAUCGGCGAGAAGCGCUUCGUCUACAUCGUCACGGCCGGCGCCGCCUGCUUCCAGCUGCUCGUGUGGCAGGUGCCCAACCUCGUCGGCGCCGCCACGUCCCUCGCCAUCGUCGGCCUGCUGCUGGGGCCCAUCUACCCAUGCGCCGCCGCCGUUUUCAUGCGCGGCAUGAGCGGCAAGCACCGCGCCAGCGGCAUGGUCGUCAUCUCGGCCUUUGGCAGCAGCGGCGGCGCCGUCGCGCCCUUCACCACCGGUCUGCUGGCCCAGGCCUUUGGGACCUGGGUGCUGCACCCCAUUGCGCUGGGGCUGUUUGUGUGCAUGACGGCCUGCUGGUUCUGGCUGCCGACGCAGAGGAAGCGCAACGAGUAG